Molecule: messenger RNA, 2285 nt
Organism: Rana temporaria (common frog)
Lineage: Eukaryota; Metazoa; Chordata; Amphibia; Anura; Ranidae
Product: galactoside alpha-(1,2)-fucosyltransferase 2-like
Exons: 4
Coding region: 1-1671 (556 amino acids)
Biological process (GO): carbohydrate metabolic process
Cellular component (GO): membrane
Molecular function (GO): galactoside 2-alpha-L-fucosyltransferase activity
Source: RefSeq, a predicted model, not a curated record
AUGCUGCAGCAGCUCAUGUACCACCAAGAUGACAUUGAGAACCGUAAUAGAGGGAACAAUAUCAGGAUCAGUGGUAUCCCUGAAAAAGUAGAACACAAGGACCCAGCAGGAGCAGUCACUGCCAUCUUUAACCAACUUCUCCAGCAGCCUAAGGAUGCCCACAUUGAGUUGGAUCGAGUACACAGGACCUCGGGCCAGAGAAAUCCUGACUCCUCCUUUACCCGCGACAUGCUGUGCAGGGUACACUUUUAUAAAGUCAAAGAAGAGAUCAUGAGAGCCAUCAGUACACAGGAUUCCAUUCGGCUGAAUUACACCCUUGUCAUGCUGCUACCGGACCUCUCGUGCCAAACACUAGCCAUGAGACGUGCUCUUAAACCAAUCACAUCUCUCCUCCAAGAGAAGCAUAUUAAAUAUCAAUGGAGGUUCCCUUUCCAGCUACGGGUUCAUCAUGAAGUGGCUAAUGUAUAUGGACCGAACCAAGACCAAGGGAGCUUCCUGUCCGUGGUUCUGAACAAGUUACUCUCUUUUGGCGGUCCCUGUUUCAUUCUAGAUGGUGACCUCAAUGUGACCCUUUCUCCAGCCGUGGACACUUCCUCAGGUUUUUCGGAUGAUCCUCUUUUACAGACUAAAGUGGGAAACUGUAACCUACACUUCACACCGGAUGAUUGGGAUGCCAUGCUGGCAAACCUUCGGAGGUCCACCAAAUCACUAGUGGUUAGAGAAACGGCGUAUAAGAUCAGUAGUAGAUCUUCAACAUUGUUCUGUAAUGUAAACCUUGUUAAAAAUCAAUUUUCAAAACUCUCCAGCAAGCCCUCAAAUCGAAUUUGGACUAUAAAACCAGUGGGUCGACUUGGCAAUCAGAUUGGGCAAUAUGCAACUCUUUACUCCCUUGCCAAACUAAAUGGACAUCCAGCUUAUGUCGUUCCAAGAAUGCAUGAAACCUUGUCCAAGUUAUUUAAGAUUAACUUGCCUAUGAUUGCCCAAGAAGUACAUGAUUGUAUCAAAUGGAGAGAGUAUCCGAUCAAGAACUGGAUGUGUCCAGAGUACAAGAAUAUUUCGGGUCAGUAUGUUAAACUGGUUGGAGUGCCUUGUUCAUGGACCUUUCAUCAACAUAUCUGGGAGGAGAUACAUCAGGAGUUUACUUUCCAUGACUUUGUUAAAGAAGAAGCCAAUGCCUAUCUUUCUAAUGUCAAAGGAGACAGGGAAAAUGUCACAUUUGUUGGGGUCCAUGUCCGUAGAGGGGACUAUGUUGGAAUUAUGCCCAAGAAAUGGAAAGGAGUUGUAGCAGACAAGGAUUAUUUGCAAAAAGCCAUGGAUUACUUCAGAAAUAAGUAUGAAAACCCACUUUUUAUUGUGACCAGUAAUGGGAUGGCUUGGUGUAAAGAGAAUAUUAAUAACUCAUUGGGAGAUGUUCAUUUAGCUGGAGAUGGAAAUGAAGCCUCUCCUACUCGAGAUUUUGCACUAUUAACACAUUGUAACCACUCAAUAAUAACUAUUGGGACUUUUGGGAUUUGGGUUGCUUAUCUUGUGGGAGGUGAAACAGUUCAUCUUUCAAAUUUUUUGUUACCAAAUUCUCCUUACUUUAGAUUUUUCAAGUAUGAAACAUCUUAUCUCCCAGAAUGGAUUGGAAUCCCUGCUAAUCUGUCUUCACUUUUAAAGGAAAAGACAUAACGUAUUUACCAAAACAAAAUACUGGUGUAGUCUUCAUAUGCACCACAGCACUAUAAUGUAAAUAUAAACCUUAAUUCAGAAGAAGGGACACAACACCACCUAUCGGUCCAUCAAUAUGACUAACAAAGACCAGUAGUUGGUGGGGCCAAAUGCAGACUUAAUAUUAGCAUAUUUGAAUGCUACAUAUUUUGGAUCUCCCGAUAUGUUCUAGUAGAUAGAAAAAAGUAAAUGAGCCACCUCUAAUGAAAAUGUACAUCCUGUGAUAUUUAUUUUUUCUUGAAUUGAUAGGACGAUGGUACUAUAUCAUUAUUUUUGUUCAGUAGUGACAAUUCGUUUUAUCAUACAGUAUGAUAUGAGUAUCCAUCCAUUUUACUGAACUUCAGUCUAUUGGAAAACCAAUACACUGCUUUAAAUAUGUUAGCCUUUGAAGUAGCUAUCUAAAGCCAUUGUAUACUUAUAUACUUUUUUUGCAAUGAAGAUUAAAUACAAUCUAGGACCUUACUUCUUGAUAAAAUUUACAAUUGUGCCGACUCUUCCAUUGCAUCAUGUUGAAUACAGGCUAAGAUUUCAAAGAUCAGACUAGAGCAAGCAGCUAUGACAUCAUAGUAAAAAGG